Bemisia tabaci is the source of this 1410-nucleotide messenger RNA. RefSeq names its product acyl-coenzyme A diphosphatase NUDT19. Gene Ontology annotation, molecular function: hydrolase activity, acting on acid anhydrides, in phosphorus-containing anhydrides. The record is from RefSeq and is a predicted model, not a curated record. Gene Ontology annotation, cellular component: mitochondrion. Lineage: Eukaryota; Metazoa; Arthropoda; Insecta; Hemiptera; Aleyrodidae.
UUAAAUUGUUAAGAAACAGCGAAAAAAAAACAUACUUUAUCUAAGGCCAAACCAAUCUUAAAAAAUCAUGAAUCAAAAAUCUAACUCAAAUUCAAUGGGAAGCUCUUGCAAGCAGGGUAAUAAUACAGCUUUAAUUCCACUAUUAUUUUUGAUUCUGAUGAUAUUCAAUUUGCCUUGAAUUUCAUUUUUAAAAUACUUGUAAUUAGUACGUGGGCCUGUCAUUCCCAAAAUUGACUCCGUUUUUAUUGGGGUGCAUCAUCAAAAGAGCAGCUUGACAGCACUAACAAAACUUAGAGUUUACAACGAUGAAGCGUGUGUGGAAAGAGGCAUCAUCGGUCAUUAUUGCAGCAAAACCAAAAUCCUUCAUCCGCAGCAGAAUGAGUCGAGAUUGUAGCCUUUCCGUUCUUGCACUUAAACGCCACAGCGACAGUUCUGUUCUUCCGAAUUUUUAUGUAUUCCCUGGAGGUCAUACCCAUCAUUCAGACUCGAGUGAAGAGUGGCGAAGAGUUUUUUCACAAUCAACAUGCGAAGCCUCCCGAAAUUGUUUUGAAACUCUCAACGCUAAUGUGACCCUUCCGAUUUUCAAGAGCAAUAAUGAGAUUGGCAUACCAAAAGCAAUAUCUUUGCGGAUUGCAGCUAUUAGAGAAACAUUUGAGGAGUGUGGCAUUUUACUUUGUAAACGGUUUGAAGAAAAGAAGCAAGAUAUUGACAAACACUUGGAGAUUGAAUCGAUAGCUCAGUGGAGACAACAAGUGAUUGCAGAUGCAAGUAAUUUUAUAAAGUUGUGUGUCGAGAAUAAAUGUUAUCCAAACGUCACAGCUCUCAGUUUGUGGAGCAAUUGGAAGACCCCAGUAAAUAUUCCUGCCAAGAAAUUUGAUGUUGCCUUCUUUCUAGUUGUUUUAGAAGACUGUUACAGGGCCAUUCCUGACUCGAUAGAAAUUGAAGAAAUUGGAUGGUAUCCUCCAGAAGAGUUGCUCAAUAAAAGUGACCAAGGUGAAAUCUCUCUGUCACACCCGCAGUUCUACGAGUUAUCUCGAUUGUUGCAUUUCAAAGAUGUCUCAGAGCUCUCAAGGUUUGCCAAGCAGCGUAAUAAGUCUGACUGUGAGCUCUUUUUCCCAAUUAUGUGCUUUUUAGACGAUCAAAUGGUUUCAAUUUUACCAGGUGAUGAAUUGUACCCAGAAAAUGGAAUCGAAUGUACCCUGGAAGAUGCCGAGCUAAAAGAAAGGCUAAAUCAAAGUCAAAAAUGCCAUCGAUUGUUGAUAUCUAAUGCAGAGCCCAGUGGUCCCUUGGAACACAAAAGCUUAAUUAUUCAAAAUGUUUCGCCUAAAUAUGAUCAUAUUCUACCAUGUUCUUCUCAUCACAUAACCAAGGCUAAACCAAAAAAUAAAUUAUGAUUUAUAAAAAGUGCAA